UUCUUCCUAUCCUACCCUGCCGCGUGCGUUUCACUGUUUGCCGAAAUGGACGAUGGGGUGAGGAGGACGAGGGAGUGGUCGCCGGCGUCGCCGUCGCUGGUGGUGCGCAGACCCAGGCGGACGGUCAGCCGCCGACCCCACCGCGACUGGGAUCCCUCCUCGAGGUCCCCCUCCUUCGCCGCCCGCGACCACGGCCCCAAGCCGUCGGAGGUGUACGGCUUCGUCGGAUCCAUCACCACCGUCAUCGCCACCGCCGUCUACCUCGCCUGGGCCUACACGCCGGAGCCCUGCCUCCGCUCCCUCGGCGUCACCUACUACCCUAGCAAGUACUGGGCCUUGGCGGUCCCAUCGUUCGUGAUUGUGGCAUUGGCACUGUCCAUGGUCAUCUACAUGGGUCUCAACUUCCUCGCCACUCCUCCCCCGACUUCCUUUGGUACCAUCUUCGAUGAGAACAGUCGGGAGCGCGUGGCGUUUUCUCCUGCAAUGGAAGAGGAGCGGCCCAUCGAGCCCAUUUCAGACAUUAGCAUUGUUCAAGUCAACAGUGUUAUGUUUGGUGAUACCUGAUUACUCUAGAUGGAAAAUGAGUCUACCUUAGAGCACAAGAUUGGACUAUUGGAGACAGUAGCAACAUGGAGAAAGACGUCAAUUGAACUUUCAGUUUGCUUUCGUAACCAAUCGGGGAACUCAAUCAUUCCGUAUUUUUUAAAAGGAACCCCCAGCCUUCCCCUGUGUACAAUUCAGCUAUAUCUUGUGCAGCAAUGGAAUGCACUGUAAUAGUUUUCUUGUGUGUUGCACACUUCACCUCUUUGUAAUAGUCCUGCGCUGCUCUUGAUGGCUUCUUUCAUCUAUCUGCCAAUGAUGCUCCUCUGCUCAGUGUUUACAACAAACAUUUUUACAUUAGCAUCAGAGAUAUCAUUGUCAUUUCUCUCUG
Messenger RNA from Setaria italica (foxtail millet), 931 nucleotides. RefSeq names its product phosphatidylinositol N-acetylglucosaminyltransferase subunit P. The coding region runs from base 46 to 564 and encodes 172 amino acids. The record is from RefSeq and is a predicted model, not a curated record. The transcript has 3 exons. NCBI's taxonomy places the organism in Eukaryota, Viridiplantae, Streptophyta, Magnoliopsida, Poales, Poaceae.